Eublepharis macularius is the source of this 1961-nucleotide messenger RNA. Its product is annotated as pituitary homeobox 2-like. Gene Ontology annotation, cellular component: nucleus. The record is from RefSeq and is a predicted model, not a curated record. NCBI's taxonomy places the organism in Eukaryota, Metazoa, Chordata, Lepidosauria, Squamata, Eublepharidae. Gene Ontology annotation, molecular function: RNA polymerase II cis-regulatory region sequence-specific DNA binding; DNA-binding transcription factor activity, RNA polymerase II-specific. The transcript is spliced from 3 exons. Bases 309 to 1118 code for a protein of 269 amino acids. Gene Ontology annotation, biological process: regulation of transcription by RNA polymerase II; anatomical structure morphogenesis.
CAGCCCUGGGAAAGAGAAAUAAACAUGUGAGGGAAGGAAAGGGUUAGAGAGCAAAAAAAAAUGUUCUGAGAAGUUGCAAAAGGUUGAGGAAGGAGUCCAAAAGCAGGACCUUGAUGUGGGCCUGGUGGUGGAAAGCUGAGCCCUCCAAGAACGGCUAACUUGACUCAAUGAAGGAGAUCUCAGGAGGGGAUUUCAUAACCUGAAAGGGACUGUGCACAGAUCACUGUCUAUGUGCAAAUUUAUUCCAUAGCUUGGACAAUCCAUCCUUCUGGGAGAUUUGUACACAUCAUCUUUGGACCGCUGGAAAUAUGUCAGCAUUACUGCAAGCCACGAAUGAGAACUCCGAAGGGAUACCGCCAAGAGCUUUGGCAGGGACACCCAGUACUGAGAGUGGAGGAGAGACUGGUGAGAUUUCUCAGUGCAAAUCUUCUGACUCCAGCUGUGAGGAUGAAGCGAACUUGGGAAAAAAGAAACCACGUCGGCAGAGGACUCAUUUCACCAGCCAGCAGCUCCAGGAAUUGGAGGCCACUUUCCAGCGGAAUCGCUACCCGGACAUGAGCACCAGGGAGGAGAUCGCAGGCUGGACCAAUCUGACAGAACCCAGGAUUAGGGUUUGGUUUAAAAACCGUAGAGCCAAGUGGCGGAAAAAGGAGCGGCAUCAGCAAACAGAGCUAUGCAAAGGGGCUUUUGGCUCACCACUCAGUGGCUUGUCCGGAAGCUCUUACGAGGACUUCUACCCAAGCUACACCUACAAUAACUGGACCCCUAAAGGGCUGCACACCACCCCCAUCCAUGGCAAAGGGUUCCAGAUCUUCAACUCUAUGAACCUCAACUCAUUUCCAAGCCCCACUGUCUUCCCUGCAGCUGCAGCAGCAUCCAUGUCUGGUGUGCCAUCUCUGGAAACCUUUAAUAGCUUGGCAAGCCCUUCUGGGCCUCCUGGUUCAACAUAUGGACCAGGUGCUCCUUCGCCGUACAUGUACAGGGACCCCUGCAAUCCAAACCUGGCUGGUCUGAGACUCAGAGCAAAGCAGCCACAGCCUUCCCUAGGCUAUGGGGUCCCACAAAGUCCAGUUAUAAGCCCCAGCACCAGCCACUAUAAUCUGGACAGACCAGUGUGAUAUCGUGUCUGAAAUCAUGAAUGAAUGAAUGGAUUUUUGUCCCCUUAGAACUCCUGCUGAUAGUCCUUGGAGAAGAGUUGGCCACUGUAAGCCCUGUGUGGAAAGUGAGUAGGAUUCACCAGUCAUGGAUAGAAGAUCUCCUUUAGCCUGCUCCAUUUGGAGAAUACUUAACUUUCUUCUAAAUUGCCUUCACACACACCUUUCAGUGUGUUGGUACUUCCUCCAAGGCCUCAAACUUUUGGCAUGACUGAAGCCCACAAAGAGCCAAUGUAAUUUGGAUUUAAUACAAAUUACAUUUGUUUGAGAUGUCCUAAGUGUUUCUGUUUCUUUAGUAAGGGGGCAUUAUAUAAGUGGUGAAAUGGGAGGAGAGGUGUCAGAUGUCUGAAGGCUAAAGUAAGUCCAUUUAUUAUGACCAAAAGAAACAAGAAGAAUGAAGAAGAAUAGAUGAGGAACCUCAAAGAGUAGUGAGAGAGCAGGGGAGCAAGUGUGACAAAGAAGAAUACGGGGCAUUUUGCUUUCUUGGUCUCAUCCAUUCAAGUAAAUUUUAUCACACCACUGCUUUACAUGAGAAACAGAAAAGCCUAGUCAUAUAAGCUGACUGCCAUGCUCUGCUUUGUAGACUCUCUAUCCACUGGUUCACAUCAGGUUCAAUGCUAAGCAGAGUUAUACCAUUAUAAGUCCACUGACUUCAGUGCUUAGAAAGGUAUAUAUCUCUACUUACGAUGACGGUGUCAGAGUUGCAGAUCUAUUUGAGUGGGGUAGUUUAUAAUGAGAAUAGGCAGGGAUACAGUUUUGAGAAACAGCCCGUACAAAGACUCCUAUAAACACUAUAACUAUGGAAAC